This is a messenger RNA of Cuscuta epithymum, 608 nucleotides long. NCBI's taxonomy places the organism in Eukaryota, Viridiplantae, Streptophyta, Magnoliopsida, Solanales, Convolvulaceae. The record is from the annotation of a GenBank genome assembly.
AAAACAGUAGGAACAUUCUUUAGUUCAACUUUGGGGUACCCUUCAACUUAGUGUUCAUCAACUUAGCAAACACUUCAACAGAUUAGAGUAUGGUUAAGAUGGCUCCAUCCAAAAUCAGAGUUUCCAGUUUGAUCUUCUUGGCAGCAAUUUUCUUCUUCCUCUUUGCCAUGCAAUCCCAAUCUUAUGAUUCUAAGAUGGGGUAUCAACCAAAGAGCAUGGCAGUCCAUAAAAUGAUUCAAAUCAGAAAGGUGUUGAAGGUGCAGGAAGGGGAAGUACUGAAGGUUGAGAGGGGGCUAAGGGAAGCCCCAAUGGGUCCAGAUCCUCUCCACCACCAUGGAGGCAGCCCAAUCAACAGAAACAAUAAUCUGCAGCCCACAAAAAAUCCUUAGUUAAUUAAUUAUGUCAGUAGUUACCCUAAUUUUGUCUUAAUGACUGGGUAGCUUUUCUAGUUUAUUUUGGCUGGCCAGCUAUAGUUGAUUAAUUACUUAGUAGUGUUUUUGCUACAUGUUAGAUACAUGGCAUUCAAUUCUUUGGAUGCAUGUAGAACUAUUCAUACAUUAUAUAAUUAGUACGUAGCUAGGUAGUCAGAAGACCAUGUAAUAUAUUAG